Molecule: messenger RNA, 3579 nt
Organism: Branchiostoma belcheri (Belcher's lancelet)
Lineage: Eukaryota; Metazoa; Chordata; Leptocardii; Amphioxiformes; Branchiostomatidae
Product: cystathionine beta-synthase-like
Exons: 15
Coding region: 176-1792 (538 amino acids)
Cellular component (GO): cytoplasm
Molecular function (GO): cysteine synthase activity; cystathionine beta-synthase activity
Source: RefSeq, a predicted model, not a curated record
CCGUCACACCCACGCGUCACGGGGCCAUAUCCGGGUUGGAGAGAAGACCAGAGCAGACACACACGUACACACUAACGUUACAACACGUCCGACUUUUUCUCUCAACUACAGCCAGUGGCGCAGGUCUCAUCCGUGGCUUCACAGAACUGUUCAGUUGUGUACAGACUGAGAAAACAUGUCAGAUAACCCAAAGGCGGAGUCCAGCCCCGUUGCCGACGACAACGGGCGUAAGUGGAUCCCGCCAAACCUGCCCAGCCGCUGCACCUGGCACCUGGGAGUCUCCGCAGACAAGUCUCCACAUGUUCACCUGCCCCCCAGGAAACGUCCGGAGAAGGUCGUGCCGAACAUCCUGAGCAUGAUCGGAAACACUCCGCUGGUCAAGAUCAACAACAUCUCCAAGACCUUCGGGGUCAAGUGCGAGCUCUAUGCGAAGUGUGAGUUCUUCAACGCUGGUGGGAGCGUGAAGGAUCGCAUCGCCCUGCGGAUGGUGGAGGAUGCGGAGCGGGAGGGGAGGCUCAAACCCGGCGACGUCCUCAUCGAACCAACGUCAGGAAACACAGGAAUUGGUCUGGCCCUGGCCGCUGCGGUGAAAGGGUACCGCUGCAUCAUCGUGAUGCCCGAGAAGAUGAGUAUGGAGAAGGUGAACAUCCUCCGCGCCCUGGGAGCAGAGAUCGUGCGAACCCCAACCAGCGCCUCGUUCGACGCGCCCGAGUCUCACAUCGGAGUCGCACAGCGUCUGAACCAGGAGAUCCCAAACUCACAUAUCCUUGAUCAGUAUCGGAACCCCAGUAACCCCAUCGCUCACUAUGAUGGGACAGCUGAGGAGAUCAUAGCUCAGUGUGAUGGUCCAGUUGACAUGGUUGUAGCCGGGGCAGGGACGGGAGGGACCAUCAGUGGACUGGCCAGGAAGCUGAAGGAGAAAUAUCCCAAUAUUCAGGUUGUAGCUGUUGACCCUGAGGGCUCGGACCUGGCCGAGCCAGAAGAGCUGAACAAGACGGACACAAACUUCUACGAAGUGGAGGGGAUCGGGUACGACUUUGUCCCCACCGUGCUGGACAGACGGGUGGUCGACAAGUGGUACAAGUCCAACGACAGGGAAACCUUCCUCAUGGCCCGCAAACUCAUCCAGGAGGAGGGGCUGCUGUGUGGUGGGAGUUCUGGCAGUGCGAUGGCAGCGGCUGUUCAGUGUGCCAAGGACCUGAAGGAAGGCCAGCGUUGUGUGGUCAUCCUGCCGGACUCCAUAAGGAACUACAUGUCGAAGCACCUGAGCGAUGACUGGAUGUCGGAGAGGAACUUUCUGGAGAAGACGUCGGAGGGGGCGGAAAAGAACAAACCCUGGUGGUGGGACAUGAAGGUCCACGACCUGCAGCUACACGCGCCCAUCACCGUCCUGCCGACCGUCACCUGUGCAGAGGCCAUCGACCUCAUGAAGACAGAAGCCAUCGACCAGAUGCCCGUGGUGGGGGAGGCAGGGGAGAUCCUGGGCAUGGUAACCCUGGGCAACAUGAUGUCACAGCUGGUGGCCGGCCGCGUCAACAGCCAGACGCCCGUCUCCCACGUGCUCUACAAACAGCCGCAGCAGGUGCAGAUAACCCUGGACGACACCCUGGGCAGCCUGUCUCGUAUCCUGGACACGCAGCAUUUUGCUCUGGUCAUCCACGAACAAAGACAAUUAGACGGGGGUAGUGAACUCCAGUCCAAGAAAAUGAUUUUCGGGCUGGUGACGGCGAUCGACCUGCUGAACUUCAUCACGCACCAUCCCAAGAGCAACAACGGCAAGAACGGCCAGUGAUGAGCCCGGCCAACACGUAGCUCCAGAAACGAGGGCCUGCAUGGGGGGGUAGUGAUUACAAGUUACGCAAAAUUUUUGCCACCGAGUACAAAGUAUGUUACAUUCUCAGAUCUGAUUAUAAACAAUUGCACGUUAAGGCUAGUGUACUGAUUAGGAAUUGCGAUAAUUUGGGAGGGCUGCCUACGGAUUACGGAGACUUAAAAUGGCCUGAUUACGCCUUACGAAAAGAGCACAUGCAGGCCCUCAGAAAGGAGCCAAGUUGGGAGCCUGCAGCUUGUAAUUCCUCCAUGACCACUUCCAGAAAUGGUUUGGUUACAGUUUGAAACGCAAUGAUGUCCCCUUCUGAAAUACAUGGAAAAUACCAGGAAACUAUAAAGGUCACAUUUGCAAAGCAAAUGCAUGAUGUUUACUUUCACAUGGUCUAGCCUAGUAAACCACUGCUCUGUUCUCUCUUACUCAAACAUAUUCAUUAUAUAGUGACCAGCCCCUCCAAUUCUCCUACCACUUUCUACAUAAUGUUACUUGUUCUACUUCUGACUACAUGUAAUACCAAACCAUCGGUUACCAUGGUGACAGUCCUCUGGCCCAGGUCAUUGACCUUAUUUGUUUGGAGAAGAGGUGGAUUUUACAUUAGGAGAUUUAGGUAAUAAAGAGGUCUUUAUGUUUUUCUUCAAAAGUGUUAAUAAGGUUUCAGGAGCUUUAAGAUUGUCAAUUUUUUUGUGGUUGUAUUUUAUCUGAAAAUUAUUUUCACAUACUGGCUAAUUAAUCAAUUGUAAUAAAUGUAUACUGAGCUGCGGAGAUAUUGAUUCUGCAAGGAAUAAAAUAAUAUCAUGUAUUAUACAUACAGGAGAGCAGACCAUAAUCAGUUGUGCCAAUCUUGGCACUCAAAAGCUUCAUUUUGCCAUCAGUGGUAUUCAUGUAUAGAAAAUAUUAAGAAUUGCUGCUUUUUAUGAUUAGUUUUCUUGACAGAUCAGAUCUACUCAAUGCAUUGUUGUCAUCUACACAAUGUUUGGUUACAGCAUAGGAGGAAUUAUAAGGUGAACUAACUUGUUCAAUAAGGAUAGAAAAACCACCGGUAGCUUCUUGUUGCAGAAUCUUUUGUCUUACAGUUGAGUUAUAGUUGAUAGCAUUAAUAUUUGUUCAUUUUAACAUGCCUAAGCGUGAAAACUUAAUGUGUUACAUAUGAAAACAGGUAGAGUUUCCACUGUAUUAUUUUGACAUACUGGACCACUAUCAUAUUAUUAUGUUUCGACACAAGAAAUCAAAAGGUGACUAAUUUUUUUGUGAAUAGUUACAAUUUGGAUGUUGAAGAUUCAUUUUCUCACUUUUUAUGUCAUAUUCAGAGAUGUUUAUUACUUAAGAGACUAUGAUUGAAACCAGUAUUACCAAGGUUCUAUUGGCUAGGUGACUGAAACUAAAACUGAUUUUUCAGUGCUGUGUAGUGCUGUUAGAAACAGGUUGUGACGGGUUUAUAUGUGUUUGAUAUGCAAUAAGUAUGUGUUAAGGGAGGAAUACAAUCAAACAUUGGCUGGCUGAGCACCAGGUGUGGGGACUGGCUAUUUUCAUAACCUCCUUUCAAAUAUCUGUCAGUUCAACAAUGGAGAAUACAAACUACAUUAUGUCCUUGAGCUGCCAGAAUGUUUGAUGAAACAAAAAGAAUGUUAUCAAGUGUCUUGCUAUGAAGUGUACAGUGUAGGUGAUCACUUUUCCUUCAGUGUCUGCUGCACAAGAGGUAAUAUUUCAUGUACUCUUAUGGGAUGACAUUAAAUAAAGUUCUUAAAACUGAA